UUGUUUGUUGAAACUGUUUUAACUUUAAUCUUCUUUUUAGAUUAAACUAUUUAUUAACUAUUAUAACUCAUAUUUCCCCGUUUGCCGUUUACAGUGUUCUAAAUAUUUCUUCAGUCGUUUGUGGUUAUAAAGUUUUUUAAAUUAAAAUUGUGAACAUUAUAGAAGUUAAAUUUUAAGGAGCUGUAAGACAAACUAUUGAUCCAACACUAUUGAAUUCAAUUAGAAUAACUUCAAUAUGACUACACCCACACCAGAAAAUCAAGAUCAGUUUGAUCAGUUUGAGGAUGAAGACACAGAACAACAACUGGGUGCAACAGCGUCAGGUAGAAAAAGAUUGUUCAGUAAAGAGCUCAGAUGUAUGAUGUAUGGGUUUGGAGAUGACCAGAAUCCUUACACAGAGAGUGUCGACUUUCUAGAAGAUCUUGUUAUUGAAUUUAUCACUGAAACUACACACAGAGCAAUGGAAGUCGGCAGACCAGGCAGAGUACAAGUUGAAGACAUAAUAUUUCUUGUGAGAAAGGACCCACGCAAAUAUGCGAGGGUCAAAGACCUUCUAACCAUGAAUGAGGAGCUCAAGAAAGCUAGAAAAGCUUUUGAUGAAGUCAAAUAUGUUGAAGACCAACAGUAAGUUUGGUGUUCGUUCGCAACUGACGAUGCAAGUAACAAUGAAAUGAUCUUUUGCCACAUCGCUUUUGUGUUUGCACUGUGUACUAAAUGCUACAAAUAUUAAUUAUUGCUUUGUGUGUUGUUAAAUUAUGCUAAUAAAUGUUCAGCACAAACUAA
Bicyclus anynana (squinting bush brown) is the source of this 783-nucleotide messenger RNA. RefSeq names its product transcription initiation factor TFIID subunit 13 (gene Taf13). Gene Ontology annotation, cellular component: transcription factor TFIID complex. The transcript is spliced from 4 exons. The record is from RefSeq and is a predicted model, not a curated record. Lineage: Eukaryota; Metazoa; Arthropoda; Insecta; Lepidoptera; Nymphalidae. The coding region runs from base 236 to 628 and encodes 130 amino acids. Gene Ontology annotation, molecular function: protein heterodimerization activity. Gene Ontology annotation, biological process: transcription by RNA polymerase II.